AUGGUCCUAGAAGGAUUGAAGAACAGCGGAAUGAGUGACGAGACCCAGGUCAUCUUCAUGAGUGAAAACGGUCCUCCCUUCAUCAACUCCAAGACAACUCUCUACGACGCAGGCGUCUGUCUUCCGCUCCUCAUCAAGUGCCCGGGCACCGAGCCUGGUGUGAUCAACUCAAACAUAAUCUCUCACGUGGAUAUACUGCCCACGCUCCUCGACUGGGCCAAGCACCCACGACCCGAACAUCUCUCUCUCACGGGGCGCUCUCUUCUUCCCAAUUUAUGUGAAUCAAGACAGCUAGACGCCUGGGAUCGCGUAUUCAGCUCACACACCUUCCACGAAAUCGCCAAUUACUGGCCAACACGCUUCAUGCGUAAUCACCGCUUCAAAUAUCAGUGCAAUAUUGCUUGGAGACUGGAUUCCCCUUGGCCGCUGGCAUCGCCGGCUCUCUAA
Messenger RNA from Penicillium maclennaniae, 447 nucleotides. RefSeq lists its product as uncharacterized. Lineage: Eukaryota; Fungi; Ascomycota; Eurotiomycetes; Eurotiales; Aspergillaceae. The record is from RefSeq and is a predicted model, not a curated record. The transcript has a single exon. Bases 1 to 447 code for a protein of 148 amino acids.